AUGGAACCUUCAACGACAUCAUCAUCUACGUCUUCACCUGCAAAGCGACGCGCCCUCGCUCCAUUGGAUGCCAACGCGCUUGGUACACCAAAGAAUCUGUUUAAGCCUACGCUGGGUCAUAGUCCUGUCAAGAUGGCUAUUGAGGGCAGGAAGAGGCUGCUCGAUAUCGAGGGUAGCGCGCCGGCAGCCAAGAAGGCGUGUCUGGGACGUGAUGAGGACGCGUCUGUGAGAAGUGCCAGUCCUGACGUGAGCUCCGUGUUCGACACGUCUGCCAACGAUGCAUCAUGGGCUACCACCACGAGCGAUCAUGAUACAGCGCCCCCAGCUACAGAACAGACUCCACAGCAACCUACAAUACUAUCACGCCAGCAAAUAAGACAAAGAGCAGAAACACUCCGUCUUCGCCUAUCGCUCGCCAACUAUAAAGUCCGCACAGGCCAAACGACUGUGCCCCUCUCCGAACUCCAGCAGCGACCACUGCCCCGCGAAUCCCCGCGUGUUGUCCGCGUGCAGAGUCCCGUAUCCCCCGUUGUGCUUGCACCUGCACCUGCGCCUGUCCAAGAGGAAGUGGAAGAGGUUGUUGAGACGAGGAGUCGACGAGACUCUAUAGAUUCCCAGGCAACGGAGAUUGCACCAUCAGAGGACGAGGAGCAAAGCUGA
Messenger RNA from Fusarium poae, 660 nucleotides. RefSeq lists its product as uncharacterized. The coding region runs from base 1 to 660 and encodes 219 amino acids. The record is from RefSeq and is a predicted model, not a curated record. Lineage: Eukaryota; Fungi; Ascomycota; Sordariomycetes; Hypocreales; Nectriaceae. The transcript has 3 exons.